This is a messenger RNA of Quercus lobata, 1218 nucleotides long. Its product is annotated as patatin-like protein 2. Gene Ontology annotation, molecular function: monoacylglycerol lipase activity; glycerophospholipase activity. The record is from RefSeq and is a predicted model, not a curated record. Gene Ontology annotation, biological process: lipid metabolic process. NCBI's taxonomy places the organism in Eukaryota, Viridiplantae, Streptophyta, Magnoliopsida, Fagales, Fagaceae. The transcript has 6 exons. Bases 22 to 1218 code for a protein of 398 amino acids.
AAGAAGCCCUAUUGAUUCAAAAUGGCUCCUGAUCUUGCAAAGGCAAAGAUGUUGACUGUGUUGACCAUUGACGGAGGAGGCAUUAGAGGGAUAAUUCCCAGUGUCCUCCUCGGCUUUCUUGAAUCUAAGCUUCAGGAAUUGGAUGGGCCCAAAGCAAGAAUUGCAAAUUAUUUCGACAUAAUUGGAGGAACAAGUACAGGUGGGCUAGUCACCACCAUGCUUACAGCCCCCAAUCAGGACAACCGACCCCUCUUUGCUGCAAAGGACAUCACCAAAUUCUAUUUAGAUGAAUCUCCCAAGAUUUUUCCCCAAAGCAGGCAACCCAGUUUUGAGAGUUUAAUAAUGGCACGCAUGCUCAGUUACCUCGGUAUGAAGACGGGGCCCACGUACGACGGGAAGUACUUGCAGUCGAGGACAAACGAACUACUUGGUGACCUAACACUGAAACAGACUCUAACACGUGUGAUCAUACCAACCUUCGAUGUCAAGCUCCUUCAACCAGUGAUCUUUUCGACCAACGAUGCAAUACUGAACGAUUUGAAGAACGCUAGGCUAGCAGAUAUUUGCAUCGGCACCACUGCAGCCCCCACUUAUCUUCCAGCACACUACUUUGAGACAGGAAAUGCUGAAGGAAACACUAAAAUUUACCAUCUCAUUGAUGGCGGGAUUGCUGCUAUCAAUCCUACGUUGCUGGCCAUAAGCGAGAUUAUGAAAGAAUUAUUGAUGCAAGAGAAUGCUGGUUAUUCUAUUGAAAACAAGAGAAUGCUGGUUGUGUCAUUGGGCACAGGUGGGGCAAAGUAUGCAGUGAAGUAUACAGCACCAGCAGUCUCAAAGUGGAGUAAGUUAGAUUGGGUACUCUCAAGGCCAAUCACCAAAGGUGGAAGUCCAUUAUACGACAUAUAUAGCGACGCAGGUGCUGAUAUGAUCGACAUUCAUGUGUCCACCCUCUUCCAAGCCCUUCGUAAUUGCGAGGACAAAUACCUUCGUAUUCAGGAUGACACAUUAACUGGAGAUGCCUCAUUAGUUGAUAAAGCUACCGAGAAGAAUUUGUUUAGACUUGAGGAUAUUGGGAAGGAGCUAUUGAAGAAGCCAGUGUCAAGAGUGAAUUUGGAAACUGGCAGGUUUGAGAAAAUUGAGGGCGAGGGUACUAAUGAAGAAGCACUUGCCAACUUUGCCAAACUGCUUGUGGAGGAAAGGAAGUUCCGGCAAAACCAGUGA